CUUUUAUCAGUGCAGGUCUUUGGUGUGACUGCUCCUUUAAGGGUGUAUCAGGAGUAGUUUGAGUAGAACAUAGGAAGUGCUAUUAACAUUUAGCACAAAGACCUAAAAACAACAGACGUUUGUGAGUGAUGGCAGGCAUAAAAGCUCUUGUUACGUUAUCCUUCAGUGGAGCACUUGGACUGACAUUUCUACUUUUGGGAUGUGUACUGCAACAGUUUGGAGUGUACUGGCCUUUGUUUGUCCUCCUCUUCCACAUCCUGUCCCCUAUUCCAAAUUUAAUAGCCAGGAGGCAUGCUGAUGACACUGAAUCAAGCAAUGCCUGCAGAGAGCUGGCAUACUUUCUAACCACUGGUAUUGUGGUGUCAGCCUAUGGGUUGCCCGUUGUGCUUGCACGGAAAAGUGUUAUCCAGUGGGGAGCUUGUGGUCUGGUAAUGGCGGGUAAUUGUGUCAUUUUUCUGACCAUUAUGGGUUUCUUCUUGAUAUUUGGAGGUGGAGAUGACUUCAGCUGGGAACAGUGGUAAAGACUGUCGGGAGGAAGAAAGAUAAACUACACUACUUUAAAUGGUUUCCCAUGGUAAUGCUGAUUCAUUUGUUUCAUAUUUCAUGUUGGCACCUGCAUGGCUCAGUAUAUAUACAAAAAAGAAACAUUUUGCCUAUUUUUAUGAUUUACGAAUUUCAACAAAAUUCCUUCAAAUUGAAUUGUGACGUUUUUUACUAAAUUAAAUUACUACAACUUGAAAUAUUUUAUAAAGAUUAUUCAAUUUGAUGGAAUUUUGUAAUGAAAUGUAACAAACUAUGAUUUUUUUGUGUACAGGGAUUUGCUUAAAAUGAGAUCGUUCUGCUGUUUUAAACAUUCUUGUUGCAAUAUUUUGACAGAAAAAUUACAAGAACAAGCUCACCCCCAAAUCUAAAGGAAACGAUUUUGCUUAUAGAAAGUGAAGCAUAUUUUUAGGACUACUUAGAUUUUUUUUCUUUUAGAUAUUUUUUAAGAUUGCAAUUCUCAUUAAAGUAUUCUGAAGGGAAAAUAAAUAUUUUAAUUGUAUUGCAAAGUAUUUAUGCAUCAUGUUAGAAUUUGUUGUACUGCUUUUAUGCUAAUUAAAACAAUCAUUAUUUUUACUAUUAUAUUUAUAAUAAAUAUAUUCUAUAAUAAAUUAUUGUAUUAUAUUUUGUUACUGUAAUGCAGUAAAACAUGACUAUAUUUCUUAUUGCAGUUAUGAGAAUUAACAUUGAGAAUUACAACAAAAACAAAUGUAAAGGUAAUGAUUUAUUGAUUUAUUUAACUGAUUUUGGGUUGAAAUACAAUGUGGAUAUGUUUUCAUAAGGUUCACUACUUAAGGUAUUGAUUGAAGAAUGAAUAUUAAUCCUUUAUGUGUGUAUAAGCCCAUGCACAAACUUGGCAUCUAUAUUGAGAAAUAAUUUCUUAUCUGAUAACAAAAUUAACUAAAUAAAACUAUUAAUGGUAGGAAUUUAAUUACACAUCAAGUUAAACAUUGAAUUUUCAUAUUUGUCUAGGCAUAAAUGUAACCUCUUUUUAUUGUGACCAUUUAAUUAGCCUGAUUGAAUCAUUAAUUGCCAUUUUGAAGUAACAUUUGCACUUGCUAUCCAUUGAGGCAUAGCUCACAACUAGUAACAAAGCCUCUGUCACCUUAGUGAUAAAGCAACACUUUGUUAUUGAAUACAGAAGCAGUGUCAUGGCAGUAUAUUCAAUGUUUUUUUUGUUUUUGCUAUACCACUUAUGUCAAAUAUGCACUAUACAGGUCCUUCUCAAAAAAUUAGCAUAUUGUGAUAAAGGUCAUUAUUUUCCAUAAUGUAAUGAUAA
Molecule: messenger RNA, 1819 nt
Organism: Xyrauchen texanus (razorback sucker)
Lineage: Eukaryota; Metazoa; Chordata; Actinopteri; Cypriniformes; Catostomidae
Product: leptin receptor gene-related protein
Exons: 4
Coding region: 129-521 (130 amino acids)
Biological process (GO): late endosome to vacuole transport via multivesicular body sorting pathway; negative regulation of growth hormone receptor signaling pathway
Cellular component (GO): endosome
Source: RefSeq, a predicted model, not a curated record